GAACGGUAGGUUGUUAAAUUGUAUGGUAUCACUCGGCGCAACCUCUUCGGACUAUCAGUCACCAAAAUUGGUGUCAAUUUGAAACAAUAUCGAACUGUUUGAAGCUUCCGAGAGGAAGAUGGUGGCAUUUGGCGGGUCGGUGGUUAUGAUGUCUUUAUUUUCGUUUUAAGCGUCGUUGUCGUAUGGUUUCUGGCCUUUGUACAAAGAAAUUUUAAAAAUAUAUGCAGUAGUCCGCAAACUACACUAGUUAAUUAAUUGCGCCGAUAGCAAUGGAACUGAUAAGAGGUGUCUGCAGUUUAUGUUCAGAAAACACCAGGGUAUUAACUUCUUCAGAUGCUGAAGAAUAUUCCAAAUUUCUACCAAAUAUCUUAUAUGAAAAUUUUUUACCGGAGGCUGAGUUCCAGAAAAUCAAAGGUUUAAUUAAAAUAUGUGUUGUAUGCUGUUACAAAAUACAAAUUGCCAUUGAAGUAAAAGACGUAUUGAGUACUGAAGAUGAUCUGCCUGCAAGUGACGAGAAAGUUUGUUGUUUUUGUAAAACAGACAAAUCUUUGAUGCAGAUGGACAAAAAUUGGAAGAAUUUCCUAGAAAGAACGGAAGGAUAUCUGACUUCAAACAACUACUCGUUGUGUACUUGUCCCAAAUGUUUCUUUUACUUUGACGCGAUAUACAAUUUUAAGACAAAGUUGACGUAUAAAUUUCCACAGCUAGCUACUCAGAAAAAGAAAUCACAGGAAAUAGUUCAAAAGCAAGGUGAUACUCCUAAAAGAAAAUCAUUACCUAAGUCACCCCCAAGUUCAAAGAAACGUAAAAUUUUUGAUAACUGUUUUUCAUACUUGCAACCGUUGUGUAAUUAUAAUUAUCAGGUUGAUGAUGAGCUCAAACUCGACAAGAGAUUAUACAAAAAGAUUGCGUACGUUAAUCUUAAAAAUGCUAAAGACGUUAGCAUUAAAGAGACGCCGAAGAUGCGCCCGAUUAUAAAGAUUAAAUUAAAGCCAAGGAAUAAGAAAGGAGAAAAAGAUGGCAGCAGUAGGAUAGAAUAUCAUAUUAGCAAGCCAGAAGAAGUGUCCAGCAAGAGUGACCAACCCAAAUCUAAAAGAAGACUUUCUCAAGUUGAGACAACUGAGCCUGCAGAGGAAGUAGAAGAGAAACUAGAAGAAACUCCCAAAUCCGCCAUUGUUUCAAAUCUUGUGCCUAAACGUCGUGUUUCACAACUCAUAGACAAUGGGGAAAAAGAAGAGAAACAAGAAGAUAAUGAAAAAGAAAGUAAAGAAGAGACUAAACCUGAAGAAAACACUGAUGAGACUGCUACAGAUGAACAUGAACAAUCAGAGUCGCCUGAAGAACCCAAAGAAGAAAAGAGUGAAGAGUUAGACAAAAAUGGAAUAGAUAAAUCAGACUCUGAAAAUGUUGAGACUAAUGUAAGCCUGGAAACUCCACCCAGCGAAGACGUGGUCAAUGGCGAAAAAUCAGUUAUCCCUGCUGUGGAAGCCACAGAAGAACAAGAAAUCAAAAAAAGCACAAACGAAGAUUCUAAUUCAUCAGACUCAUCAAACACUACAGUGGAAAAAACAAAAACUGAAACCAGCAGUGAAGGAAGUGACUCAGACAGUAAUGAUCUUAAAGACAAAAAUAAAGGUAAUUCAGAUACAGAUGUCCUCAAUGGAUCAGAAAGGAAAAAGAAAAGAGUUACUUUCAGUGAUGAAAUUAACAACUGAUGAAUUAAUCAUAAGAAUUUUUACAAUUGGUCAAAUCAAUUACUAAAUGUUUUUUACACAAGACACUCAUCGUUCAUAUUGUAAAGCAUAUUUUGUUUCUGUUAGACUUUGCUUUGUCGUUUAAACUGAUAGUAUUUAGUUAGUGUUCAUACUUUAAAUAAAUUAUCAUUAAUAUAA
Messenger RNA from Zophobas morio, 1892 nucleotides. RefSeq lists its product as uncharacterized. The record is from RefSeq and is a predicted model, not a curated record. The transcript is spliced from 4 exons. NCBI's taxonomy places the organism in Eukaryota, Metazoa, Arthropoda, Insecta, Coleoptera, Tenebrionidae. The coding region runs from base 270 to 1715 and encodes 481 amino acids.